GUUGAGCAAAACCACAGGAGUUAUUCCAACCCAAAUGCACCAGAGAAGUAAGACACAGUCUGAUUUGAUCAGAUCAGGAUGCCCAGAUUCUCAAGUGAGCAGAGUGCUUUGGUUGCAGUACUAUCUGCAUUUUCUUUGCUUCUACUAAUAGUAGUAGUAGUAGUAGUACCUCUACCACUCACCUUUCAUUUGCAACAAAAUCAUCCUUAUUCAACUUCUUCAGCAAUUGAGCCAAGAACAGAGAUAACAAAUGAUCAAAACAUUACUACCUGGAGCUCCUCAUCUUCUCGGCGUAAUCGCCUUCUUCUCAAAGGUGAAGCAACUGCAAAAACAAUGGAACCAAAGCGGAUAUGGGGAGAUCAGAAAUGUACAAAAUCAGACAUAGCAGUGAGUCAAGGCCCAGGGUUGCCUCUGCCUAAUGGGAUACCCACAUACAUAGUGGAGAUAACAAAUCUGUGCUUGAAAGGUUGUAGGAUCUCAAGGAUCCACCUUAGCUGUGGCUGGUUUAGCUCUGCUCGUUUGAUCAAUCCAAAGGUGUUCAAGCGCAUCCACUACAAUGAUUGCCUCCUCAACGACGGCAAGUUCUUCGCCGGCGGCCACUCCAUCUCCUUCAAGUAUGCUAAUUCCUUCUAUUACCCCCUUGCAGUCUCCUCCAUCAAGAUCAUUUGCUAA
This is a messenger RNA of Telopea speciosissima, 672 nucleotides long. Its product is annotated as protein TAPETUM DETERMINANT 1-like. The record is from RefSeq and is a predicted model, not a curated record. Gene Ontology annotation, biological process: cell fate determination. Bases 79 to 672 code for a protein of 197 amino acids. The transcript has a single exon. Lineage: Eukaryota; Viridiplantae; Streptophyta; Magnoliopsida; Proteales; Proteaceae.